AUGGCUUUUCAGUAUAUAGAACCUUAUUACCCUCAUCCUCCUCCUCCUCCUCAUCCUGGACAACACCGACGACAACCUCUGCAUUUAAUGGACGAUGACUAUCAUUAUUUUCCACUGCCUCCUCGAGCAAGAGGAAGAGGCCCACCUCAGCCUCAUCAGCAUCAUCCAUCUCAUCUAUAUCCUUCGGCUUCGCUGCAUGACCAUAUCUACGGACAACCACCACCAGCACCAGCGCCAUAUCAACUGUAUCCACAACACGAUCAUCAUCGCAUCUAUCCAGAUUGUUAUGAAUCUCUACCAAAGCAUCGUAAGCGCCGACAUAAAUUAGCACGAUCUUCAUCGACGGGCCAUCUUUAUGGAGAAUAUGAAUCAGGAGAUGACGACAAAGAUUAUAGCUGGUACUAUGAAGAGCCAGAACAACACGUGCCCCAGUAUUAUGAUCAUCGUAAUGGUCGCCGUCGUCGUUGUCGUAGCAAUAGUAACAACAGUGCUACAAAAUUUCACAAUCGACCUCUGGAUGCUGAAACCGCCAUUGAUCUGAAUAGUUAUACGCAUAUUGAUGGAGAGCCUAUGAAUGAGCUGGAGGUGCUAGCGGCAAAGAAUGCAGCUAUCAAUGAAAGAAAGAGUCGCAUUAUUUACCAAGAAGAAGACUACGAUCAGCCAGAAGAACAAGCACAACCAUUGAAAGAGACGAUUGAAGUAGCAGCGCCAACAGCAGCGGCAUCCACAACAGCAGUGGCUACAUCUCCAGAGACAGCGAAAGAAACAACCACAACAGAAGCAUUGUCAAAUGAAGCAACAUUGAUAGACGAUCAAAAUCUAUCAAACAUGUUAGAAGCACUCACAAUGACAGAAUCGAAUGCAUCCACCGUCGUUGAACCUAUAGCAGUUGGGAGUAAAGAACCAUCACCACAACCCAUCAAAAAGAAACGAUGGCCAUUUGCCUAUUUAUUCAAAAAACCAACAGCUAUUACCACAGCAUCAGCAACAACAGACCGAGGCAAGAUUGAGCCCACCAAGAGCCAUAGCACACCACCUACACCUGUACUUACACCCGACACUUUUACCAACUCUAACAUUUCAUCAACCAACACUUCUGCCACCAUAUCUCCUCAGCAUCAAAUUUCAUCUCAUGGGUUUUGGGCUUUUCGAGUUCCCAUGACACAAGUCUGGUAUCGAUUUGAUAAUGAAAACCAAACCAAGAUUCUCGAACACGUGAGUCAUCCCAAUGGUAUUCUACAGGUAACAGAUUCACACAUGGGUCGUGGCCAAGUACCCAUUGUAGUAUUACCGUUCCAAAAAAUCUGCUAUUAUCCUACAGACGCAAGCUUGCAUCAAUUAGCCUGUUUGGAAUUAAGCUUCAUGCCUGCUGCGAUUGGUGGGACAUUAUAUUAA
Mucor velutinosus is the source of this 1395-nucleotide messenger RNA. RefSeq lists its product as uncharacterized. Lineage: Eukaryota; Fungi; Mucoromycota; Mucoromycetes; Mucorales; Mucoraceae. Bases 1 to 1395 code for a protein of 464 amino acids. The record is from RefSeq and is a predicted model, not a curated record. The transcript is spliced from 2 exons.